CAUGAUUUCCUCUCUGCCCCUUACAUCUAUAUAUACAAGUAAGAUUAAGUUCAUUGCCAACACCUACCUUCAACAUUCUCAAGCUUGCUUCCCCAAGUUAUCUGAAAUCUUCCCUCUUCUUCCUUUUUCAAAGCAUACGUCUAUCGGAAAACAACAAUGGCUAUCCGCUUGCCUCGUAUCGUUAGCUCUAAGAAAGUUCCCAAGGGCUACCUUGCGGUUUAUGUCGGAGAAAACCAGAAGAGGUUCGUGAUACCGGUGUCGUUCUUGAACCAGCCUUUAUUUCAAGAUUUUCUAGGCAAGUCAGAAGAAGAGUUUGGAUAUAGUCAUCCUACUGGUGGUCUCACAAUUCCUUGCAAUGAAGACAUCUUUCUCGAUGUUACCUCUCGAUUGAACUGACUUGUGAUAGAUUUAACACAAAUCAGUCAAUACAUUUUUGUAAAGCAAACAUCAUUAAUACUAUGUAAACACUUUUUUCCCAUCCUUUUUUGCCUUGUGGAGCAAAUAAUAAGUCUCCCUAAGUGGAAAAUUACAGAUGGUGAUUAAUGUAACUUAGAUUAACCAGCAUGGAAAAUUACAGUUCCAAACACAUAAUUCAUUUGAAAUUUUAUUUCUUUUCACAA
This is a messenger RNA of Gossypium raimondii (Peruvian cotton), 620 nucleotides long. RefSeq names its product auxin-induced protein 15A-like. The record is from RefSeq and is a predicted model, not a curated record. NCBI's taxonomy places the organism in Eukaryota, Viridiplantae, Streptophyta, Magnoliopsida, Malvales, Malvaceae. Gene Ontology annotation, biological process: response to auxin. The coding region runs from base 157 to 396 and encodes 79 amino acids. The transcript has a single exon.